UUCCGGCCACGCGAGGAUAAAGUGCUCCUUUCCCAAACCCCAACAUGCAGUGUGGUAAUGGCUUGCCACGAGUUUCCGUAGAACCUUUAUUAUUUUCUUCAAUGAUGUUUAUUACCAUGUAUACCAUGAUUUCUCAGCAAUAUAUUUACAAGCGAUUCUCGUUUGAUAACGGACUUAUUAACGCAACAGGAAAAUACAGUCAAUGCUUUUUGAACUCUACUGACCCUCGUGCACAAUUGGAGAAAAAAGUUUCAGCAGAAACAAGUCUAUGGGUUUUGUACUUAAAUGUUGCCGGGGUUGUUCCAUCAGUAAUUUCUGCUACAUUGAUUGGCUCAUGGGGUGACACAGUUGGUAGAAGGAAGCCCAUGAUAUCAGUCUAUCUUGGUGCAGUUGUGAUGAUCUCUAUCUAUAUAUCUGUAUUCCACUUUCGACUUCCACUGUAUGUUCUUCUCAUUGGGAGAUUGGUUUGUGGCUUAAGUGGGGACUUUACUGCCUUACUCGCUUCAUGUUUUGCGUAUGUUGCCGAUAUCUCUUCAACACAGAGCCGUACAAUAAGAUUCGCAGUAGCUGAAGCUUCUAUUGGCAUUGGGGGUGUGGUUGGGAGCUUUGUAACUGGUGCUUGGGUAAAACAACAGGGGCUUGAGUUGCCAUUGUGGUUGCCAUUCGCUCUUACCAUAUUUGGUUUUGUUUACACACUUUUUUUACUACCGGAAUCAAUACAAAGAGAUGAUGUUUCAUUUUUCCAAGAUUUAAAAAAACUUUUUACUUGUAAUCCAUUUGUUGGUUUAUGGAGAAUGUUAACGCUCGAGGCAAAACGAGGAAAGCAACUUCUAUCUGUCUUGUUCUGUUUCUUUCUUGUGUUAGUGUUGUAUAAUGGGUAUAGUGAUGUCAUAGUAGUGUAUGAGCUUAGCCCACCAUUUUGUUGGACUUCGGACCAGAUCGGGUAUGGUUCAAUGAUCACUGCCGGAUCUUUCAUAGUCGCUCUCGUUGCGUUUAAACUCCUGAAUAAUCGAUGUAGUGAUUGGUGGUUUGUGUUCAUAGGUGUUGUGUCAAUGACAACUUCAUUUCUUAUCCUGGCAUUUGCUAAGCAAUCAUGGAAUAUCUAUCUAGCUUGUUCAAUUGGUAUACUUUGCACAAUGCCUGUAACGGCAAUACGCAGUAUGUUGUCUCGCUUAGUCAACCCUGAAGAGCAAGGUUCAAUAUUUGCAUUAGUUGCUUGUGCACAAACUAUUUCCCAAUUCAGCGCUUCAGUUAUGUACAACACAAUUUACAAAGAGACAGUCGCAUUUUUCCCUGGUACUGUGUUUCUUGUGGCAGUUGGAAUAUCAGUCUUUAUUCUUAUCAUUUUCAGUUUUGUCUACAAAUACACAAAAGAUCGAUUGCAGUUGAAGAUACCAGAAUAUUCACAAGUUGAAGAAAAUUGUUAACUUUAAAUACUUUGUUACUUCUGUGUUCCGCUACCAAGCACAAUGUAAAUAAUCUUUCAACGGCUCAUCUGGUAUAAAAAAUCGUAGUGUUGUUCCGACGAAACACCAGAAAUACACUUCGUUUUUUUUAACCAGAUGAGCCACUUAAAGAUUAUUUAACAUAAGAAACAAACUACAAAUUUUUAUACCAGAUGAGCCGUUGAAAGAUUAUUUACUUUAGUUUAAAUACAUACAUAUUCACAACUAAUGCGUUCCAUAUUCACAACUAAUACUUCGCACUAUUCACAACACAAAUUUACUUCAACAGUCAUGGCAUUCAUGAUACCUCGAUAUAAUUUUUUUAUGGGACCUUUUUUUAACUAUGCAUGUUAAUUUCAAUUUUUUUUUUUCUUGUCUUUUUAAAUAUUUCUUAAGUUUUAUCUGUUUUAAGAUACUUUGGUGUUUUUAGGUUUUAUAAAACAUAUUGCCAUAAGAUGCUAAAAGAUAUUAAGAUGUUAAAAAUUCAAAUAAUCAACAUUAAACUAUUUAUUGUAAAUAUUGAAACUAGAAAAUUUGUUUUAAGCAUUUCGUAAUAGGGUUUUUCUGUUUUGUAAAACCAGGUCUGGAUUUCAGCUAAAACCUACCCCCACCCCCAAAACUAAACAUUUCAAAUUUAGUUGCAGGAUAUAAACUAGACUUUAAUUUCUCAUUUUCUAUAGCCAGUAGCUAUUAUAUAAAGAACAUUUUCUGAACUAAUUUAAGUUUUGGUCUUCGAAAUUUAGCCCUGUCAAAGCUGUUUCAGUAUUUAGUCGACCAUAAUUUAACUAUCUCUUACUGCAAAUAUUGUUUACACAGUGCAACUAGAUUUAAUCAUUAACAGAGUUAUAAUGCAUCACAGCACUUCGUUGUUCGUAUCCUGUCAUUUGUACAUUGAGUAAAAAAACUUUGAGUGUUUGUUUUUUGUUUCAGA
This is a messenger RNA of Ciona intestinalis (vase tunicate), 2376 nucleotides long. The record is from RefSeq and is a predicted model, not a curated record. NCBI's taxonomy places the organism in Eukaryota, Metazoa, Chordata, Ascidiacea, Phlebobranchia, Cionidae.